Messenger RNA from Cooperia oncophora, 513 nucleotides. The record is from the annotation of a GenBank genome assembly. Lineage: Eukaryota; Metazoa; Nematoda; Chromadorea; Rhabditida; Trichostrongylidae.
CAAAUAUCUAGAUGUGGCGAACGAUGCGAGCCUUGUACUUCUCCUUGUCUCACAAGUUGUAAGCAUCAGGACUGCGGCAGCAGUGACCGUUUCCAGGUACUGAAAUACGGACGAAAUUGCUCGCAGCCAUGUGUCCUUUGUCCGAAACUCUGUGAUAACAGCUGUCAGCAUCGCAGUUGUAGUAAAAAGUGCUACGAAGUAUGCGAUGUAAAACCGUGUGAACAACCGUGCACGAUGCGACUGCCAUGUGGACAUGGUUGCCUUGGAAUGUGUGGAGAAAUCUGUCCGCGUCUUUGUGGUACCUGCAACAAACGAGCUUACGUGAACUUGAUAGAGGAAUAUUUGGGUGCGAAGGCAACAAUGACAAAGCUGCCAAGAAUCAUAGAAGUGGAAGGAUGUCGGCAUGCAUUCCCAGUGGAGGUGAGUACCUUUUUGAAGAAACUUAUCCCCUGUACACCAUAUGGGAGCAGUGCUGUCAUGGGGAAAGAGGCGGGCCGUCAGGGAGGAGCUUAA